UUUGUGUGUGUGUGUGUGUGAGAGAGAGUGUGUGUGUGUGUGUGUGUGUGUCAGUAACUGAACUGGUUUUGAUCGGACUGUCUGAAGUGAUGAUGAAGUCGGUGUUGCAGCAGCAGGCGCACUCGUCUACAGGGGAUUCCUUCCUGGAGCAUCUGUGUUUAUUGGAUAUUGAUCAGGAACCAAUUGUAGCACGGAACACUGGCAUCAUCUGCACCAUUGGUCCAGCGUCUCGUUCUGUACCGAAGCUGCAGGAGAUGCUGAAUGCUGGAAUGAACAUCGCUCGCCUGAACUUCUCCCACGGAUCCCACGAGUACCACAGAGAAUCGAUCAGGAAUAUUCGGAAAGCCGUGGAGUCGUUGACCUCUGACCCCUUGCUGUAUCGAUCUGUCGGUAUCGCCUUGGAUACCAAAGGUCCUGAAAUCCGAACUGGUCUGGUGCGCGGGAACGCUGAUGAUGAGGUGAGGUUGGAGCGAGGCUCGAUGGUGAGGGUGGUGACGUCAGAAAAGGAGCGCAGCGUUACAGACAGCUCCAGAAUUUGGGUGGAUUAUCCGGAUCUGUGCCAUGUGGUGGAGACGGGCGGCACCAUCUACAUCGACGAUGGACUGAUCGCCCUCACCGUGCUAAAGAUAGGUGAUGGUUGGGUGGAGACCCAGGUGGAGAGUGGAGGCAUUCUGGGUAGCCAUAAAGGUGUGAACCUGCCGGGGGCGGAGCUCGUGAACCUCCCGGCGGUGAGCGAUCAGGACCGAGCGGAUCUACAGUUCGGGGUGAGCGAAGGCGUGGACGUCAUCUUCGCUUCCUUCAUCCGAUCAGCCGAGGACGUGAAGGCCAUCCGGGGGGCUUUAGGACCCAACGGUGCCAACAUCAAAGUCAUCAGCAAGGUGGAGAGCAGACAGGGGGUCCAGAAUUUUGAUGAGAUCCUGGGGGUCAGUGAUGGUGUGAUGGUCGCUCGAGGUGAUUUAGGAAUCGAGAUUCCAGCAGAAAAAGUUUUUAUUGCUCAGAAGAUGAUGAUCGGGCGCUGUAACGCCGCCGGCAAACCCGUCAUCUGUGCUACACAGAUGUUGGAGAGUAUGGUCAGUAACGCUCGGCCGACCCGCGCUGAGGGCAGUGAUGUAGCGAAUGCUGUUCUGGACGGAGCCGACUGUGUUAUGCUGUCUGCAGAAACAGCUAAAGGGCGCUACCCGGUGGAGGCAGUGACAAUGAUGCACUCGAUCUGCAGGGAGGCGGAGGCGGCGCUCUUCCAUCAGCAGCUGUUUGAAGAUUUAAGGCAUCUCACCCCCCUCAGUUCAGACCCCACAGAGGUUACUGCCAUCGGGGCCGUCGAGUCGUCCUUUAAAUGCAACGCAGGGGCCAUCAUUGUCCUCACCACCACGGGGAGGUCUGCUCACAUGCUCUCUCGGUACCGCCCCCGCUGUCCCAUCAUCUCUGUGACCAGAAACGCUCAGGUGAGCCGUCAGUCCCAGCUGCUCCGGGGCGUGUACCCCGCCCUCUUCCGGGCCCCGCGCGCCGCCGUGUGGGCGGAUGACGUCGACAACCGGGUGGAUUUUGCCAUGGCUAUAGGUAAGAUACGAGGCUUUUUUAAAUCCGGUGACAUGGUGAUCGUGGUGACCGGGUGGAGUCCUGGAUCCGGACACACCAACAUCAUGAGAGCAGUGCCGGUCCUGUAAAUCCUCUAAUCUGAUUGGACGUGAAGUCUGAUCUCUGUUUUCUGAUUGGACCUCUGAAUUCAUACAGUUCAUAUGGAUUCAAUAAUGUUAUGGACUGUAGAGGGUAAAAUCUCUAAAUCCCUCCUUCACUGAUACCAGGGCUGGACUGGGAACAAAAUUCAGCCCUGGACUUUUUUCUUGACCAGCCCACUACAAGCACAUUGCGCCACACAUAUCACCCCCUAAUCAAAUGUUAGAUGAUUGAUAUUAAUAGUUUUCAUCUAUCUUACCACUAAAGUUAAUAACUCACUAUAAUAAAAAUUAAACUAAUAAAAAAAUAACUA
This is a messenger RNA of Trichomycterus rosablanca, 1987 nucleotides long. RefSeq names its product pyruvate kinase L/R (gene pklr). The transcript has 11 exons. Lineage: Eukaryota; Metazoa; Chordata; Actinopteri; Siluriformes; Trichomycteridae. Gene Ontology annotation, molecular function: potassium ion binding; magnesium ion binding; pyruvate kinase activity. Bases 90 to 1664 code for a protein of 524 amino acids. Gene Ontology annotation, cellular component: cytoplasm. The record is from RefSeq and is a predicted model, not a curated record. Gene Ontology annotation, biological process: glycolytic process.